UGGAAGCAAGCGGUCACGCUUAUUGUUAUUGCUACGCCAGUCGAGACACAGAUUUCAAAUUCAAGGACGGCACCCUACCAGUGUUCUGAUCAACUAUAUGUCUCGCCCAGCACAGCAAAUUCGACAGGACUGCUAUUUACGUAUAUUGCUACGUGCGACAUAGUCAACGGUGGAGUAGCUGCACGUGGACCACCGGCAGCUGUUAAAACUCGCGUCAUACGUUCAAGUGUACGUUGAAGAAAAGAACUCACGUCGGGCUGUAGCAUCGUUUGCAGCGUUCUGUGCGCCUUUUUUCCCGAAAUACUAAAAUGCUCGUUGCUCAAAGCAUCGAAUAAAUAUCUGGGGCGAAUGAAAGGGAUGCAGUCAACUGCGCGAACUGCUGAUCUGGCAGUUCCCCUUGGAUACAUGUGUUUAUCUUCUGUUGACGAGCCGCACAGAUGUUCUCUCCCUCAAUGUGCAGAGAGCACGCGUCGCACGUGACACCGUCGUACACGCAUCGAAGGUGGGGCAAAAUAGUGGGACUUGUCCUUCUUUCUUACUGUGUAUUAGAUGUUUUUGCUGUGUAAACCUAGACCGCCUCCACAGUUUCGCCCGAGCGAGAUAAGAUAACGACGAGGAAUAUGACGACGCGCGCAACCAUGCACGCAAGCUAGACAGGAGUGGAAAUCAAGAAACUCGCAGUCGUUCAUCGGAAUUUUUUCCCGGUAUUCGUGGACCGUCGCUUCGUGCUUCUAACUCUCCCCGUUUGGAAUGCUUUACAAAGUGAAGACGACGAGGGCCAUCCUGGUGAACGGUUCCAAAUUCGUUUAUUCAGCCGCCAGGAACACUACCUCUAGCCGCUGUCUGAAGCUCCCUGACAGCCGUGCCGCAAGUUCCGGAGGCCUGCUGUUAUUGCUGACAAAAGUGAGGCGAAUUUUACCGGAGCUUCGAUGGCCGCGUGCGGGUUGCAGACGUCGAACAGUUCCAAACGGAAUGGGUACGCAAACGGGGGCAAGAACCUUCAUUGUGGUAACCUGUCAUCGAGCAGCAGUAGCGCUGCCAGUUCCAGCGACUCCGACUCUUCAGAGACAUUGGAUGUCGGUAAACCUCCAACGUGUUUUGUUACGACGACGACCGUGGACACCGCAGAGUCCAACGAUGGUGACAACAGUUCUUCCGACGGUUCGGACUACGAGGAAGACAGCCCGGUGGUUGGUUCGAACGUUUCAAAGUCUACCAAUGCGAUGAAAGUACCGCAAGUGACACUGGUGAAUACGAGUGACUUUUCUCACGGAAUGGAAGUGCAGAUAAGUCCGCAAGGAAGGUUAAUGCAACCCGUCCCUACUGUGCGGUUCGUGAAUCUCCUUGACGACCUGCAGUAUGCCGUCUGGCUCAGCUUCGUGCGUGAGUGCGGCCAAGUAGCUGGGAACUACAUGCAUCCAGACUCCCCUCUGCCAGGGUCCUACUGGAAUGAGAAAUGUGUUUCUUUUUCCCGCCUGAAACUGUUCAUGUAUGACGGCUUCAACAGCACACCGGUAUCCUUGGUGUGCAACAAGCGCUACUUCCUCCAGAUAAACUUCGGCAUUGUCAACGAUGCGGGUCACAUACUUGCCAGUACGGUCAUCAAGCAGGGUCUUAUUGGUACAUGGUUUGUGGCUGUCAACUGCAAUCGGUCCAGCACUUCCAGUAAGAAACAGAGUUUAGGGGCAACAGGCUUGGCAAAGAGAUGCAAGACGGACUGAUCCUGACUCUCCUGCUCUGCAACUGUAUCAUAUUGUGUAUAGCUGUGAAUAAACUUUUUCAUCUGA
This is a messenger RNA of Ornithodoros turicata, 1787 nucleotides long. RefSeq lists its product as uncharacterized. Gene Ontology annotation, cellular component: nucleus. Gene Ontology annotation, molecular function: DNA-binding transcription factor activity. Gene Ontology annotation, biological process: positive regulation of DNA-templated transcription. Bases 930 to 1721 code for a protein of 263 amino acids. The record is from RefSeq and is a predicted model, not a curated record. Lineage: Eukaryota; Metazoa; Arthropoda; Arachnida; Ixodida; Argasidae. The transcript has 6 exons.